UUUAAAAAGUGUGAGUGCACUCUCCUGGAUGUCCUCUGAUCCACUGCCAUCAUGAACCUAAAGCUCCUCUUCUUUUGCCUCUUCUUGGCGGUGCUCCUCGUACCUGCUGAACUGAAACGUAAAAAGCGCAAACACGAUCGUCAUGAUCAUGAUGGUCGGAAACUUGGGCAUAAACACGGCAAAAGGAAAGACAGGUUUGAGGACAUAGUUAGUGAUAAGGUCUUUGAGAUCCUUGAGGGAAAUGGUGACGAUGAUGAUGAUGAAGAUGAUGAUGAUGAAGAUAAAUCAGAAUGGGUCUUUAAACUUCAAGAGCCAGAAGGCCUAUGUGACCCAAACCCUUGCCACAACAAUGGAGUGUGUGAGCAGAAAGGCAAGAGGAGGUUCGAGUGUGAUUGUCCAAGACCAUUCAAGGGAAAGAAAUGCAAGAGAGGUCCCAGACAUUGUAAGAGAGGCCGUUGCGGGCGGGGUGAAUGUGUGCUGACUUCCACUGCACCAUUCUUUGAGUGCAAAUGCAAGGAGCCCUUCCAGCCUCCAAGCUGCAUACACUUGUCAGUGUGUGAGCCCAAUCCAUGUAGGAAUGGUGGACAAUGCAUCAAGGAUGGCAAUGACUUUGACUGCCUGUGCCCUGUGGGGUACGGAGGACGUUUCUGCCAUGUUGGCCCAGAUGACUGCUAUGUGGAUGACGGAGAGUCAUACCGCGGCAAUGUGAGUGAGACAGAUGACAGCCAUGUAUGCCUCCACUGGAACUCUCACUUCAUCCUGGAGAAUGGAGUUGAUCCCUUCAACUCCUUCGAGGACAAAGACGGACUCGGCCCUCACAACUUCUGCAGAAACCCAGACGGAGACGAUAUGCCGUGGUGUUUCUACAGACAAGGCCGCAAGUUGACGUGGGACUACUGUGAUAUCACAGAGUGUCUUACAACAGGUGUGGUGCCAACUGAAAUUGUCCCUACAGACGAUGAUCCCACUGAUCCCACGGCUCACACGGCAAAACCUACAACAGCUAAACCCAUAGUUACCACCAAACCAACAACUUCCAAACCCCCUACGACUAGGGAGCCCUGCCAGACUCCAAAACCUACUCCUACACCCGGCGAAGUUGCUCCCACUGCCACCGCUCCACCGCAGCAGUUCGCCACCUGUGGGCAGGCUCAGCCAAAAAAGCCCAUUACCCGAAUUUUUGGGGGUCUGAAGGUCCCUCCCGGAGCAGUACCCUGGCAGGUAUCCCUGCAAGUGAGACCGAAGAACUCCAAUCAGCAUUUCAGACACACGUGUGGAGGGGUUCUCAUCAAGAGCUGCUGGGUGCUGACGGCUGGACACUGCAUUGAAUCAAUGAAGGACAUGCAGGUGGUUGCGGGAGGUCUGUCCCUGGAUAUAGAGGAAUCCACAGAGCAAACCAUUAAAGUUGAAGAGGCUAUUAGACAUGAGAACUACAGAGAGACUCCUUCAGCUGUUUACAACGACAUAGCCUUGUUGAGGCUGAAAGGCGCUGAUGGAGUUUGUGCCAAUGAGACCCAGUUUGUGAAGAUAGCCUGUCUGCCUGAUGCCCAACUGCCUGAUGGGAUGGAGUGUAAAAUUUCUGGAUGGGGUGUCACUGAGGACUCUGAACUUGGAUCCAACCACCUGCGGGAUGCAAAUGUUCUGCUGAUUGGCCAGGAAAAGUGCUCAGAACCCAAAGUUUAUGGCAGAGUCCUGGAUAAUACCAUGUUCUGUGCUGGCCACCUGCAGGGAGGGGUGGAUUCCUGCCAGGGUGACUCUGGAGGACCACUGACAUGUGACCAGAACAAUUCCGCAGUGAUUUAUGGUCUGGUGAGUUGGGGGGACCAAUGCGGAAGAAAGAACAAGCCUGGGGUCUACACACGGGUCACUAACUUCCUGACUUGGAUCAGGUCAAAGACUCAAGCAGCAUCUCCAUAAGCAACUCUGCAGCAUCAUGCCGGUGGAGCAAGUCUUACUCAUCAUGAUUUAGCUUUUGUACAAUUGUACCUGGUAUUUUGCUUUUCAGGUCUACAACAUAAUUUAAAAACCCAAUGCUACGUAAUACAACCAUUCUAAAAAAGAAGGAGAAAAUGUGCAUCGUUAUUUCAGUUUAAUGUGUUACGUAUGACCCAGAGCAAACCUGAAAUCCUAAAAUCCUACACUAAAAUAAAAAAAGAAUGUGUGUGGAAAUAACAUUAACAUUUAAAUGUGACUGCCAUGAGCCCUUUAAGGGGAAAAGUGUCUGAUCAUCUUAUCAAUCAUUGGGGUGGGAGAUGAAUGUGAGUAAAAUAACUUCAAACACAGAUAUUUCAGCAUUCCUUGGAGAAAUUGUUUUGAGUGUGUCAGUGAUGAAACAACAUGAAUUGUGACGGUAUUGACGGAUAUUUACACUAUGCUGUUGAUUACUGUUUAUGUUCAGUCUUGGGUGUCUCUUAAUACUGUUCUUUGCUUCAUGUCUUCCCUGUGUGUCCUCACCCGGGCCCAAGGGUGGCAGAACUCAUGGCUGCACCCCUGAUCAGGAUCAGGAGAGUCAUAGUGCUGAUUUUUUACCAAUGUAUUAGCUGCCUGUCCUCUGGGUUUUCAUGAAUAUGCCUUUUAAUAAACAAGCACACAAAAUGACUGCUUAAAAUCAAA
This is a messenger RNA of Anoplopoma fimbria (sablefish), 2613 nucleotides long. Its product is annotated as hyaluronan-binding protein 2-like. The record is from RefSeq and is a predicted model, not a curated record. The transcript has 13 exons. Gene Ontology annotation, biological process: proteolysis. The coding region runs from base 52 to 1917 and encodes 621 amino acids. NCBI's taxonomy places the organism in Eukaryota, Metazoa, Chordata, Actinopteri, Perciformes, Anoplopomatidae. Gene Ontology annotation, molecular function: serine-type endopeptidase activity.